Eremothecium gossypii ATCC 10895 is the source of this 1890-nucleotide messenger RNA. RefSeq names its product Hot1p (gene HOT1). The record is from RefSeq and is marked provisional. NCBI's taxonomy places the organism in Eukaryota, Fungi, Ascomycota, Saccharomycetes, Saccharomycetales, Saccharomycetaceae. The transcript has a single exon. Gene Ontology annotation, biological process: positive regulation of ribosomal protein gene transcription by RNA polymerase II. Gene Ontology annotation, molecular function: DNA-binding transcription factor activity, RNA polymerase II-specific; RNA polymerase II cis-regulatory region sequence-specific DNA binding. The coding region runs from base 1 to 1890 and encodes 629 amino acids.
AUGAUUGACCCCGUGACACAUAUAGUUACGCCAUCUAAUGACGAACAGAGACAAGGCAGAUCAGACGGGGGAAUGCAGCUGGGAUUGGAGGACUUGCAUGGCGGAGGGGGCGGGCUGGGACAGCAGAAGGUGUCAGGCAUGGCGGAGGGCACAGACUCAAUCGUCGACGUCCUGACGAACCCGAGCAGCUCAGUGAACCUACAUUCCAACAUACUGAGCGUGUCCACAAAUGUAGAGGAAGGACAGGGAAUGCAGCCAGCGGCGAUACAGGGAGGAGGAACGGCGGCGGGGCGGCGUUUUUCCAGCGUGCCGAUCAGCGACUCGCCCGUAGGAUGUGGCCAGCACGGAAUGGGGACAGCAAGCACGCAGGUGCCAAGCCACGGGAGCACAGCCAACCUGCUAAGCAUGGGGAACCCGGUCGCCACCAACGUGCAGGUGUGCCAGCGAAUGGAUGAAGUAAGCGCGCGGCUGAUUGUGAUGGAGGAAACAGUAAACAAGCUCCUGGGCAAUAUCGAUGCGCAGCAGCAACAGAUAGCCUCGAUGCGGUCGGAGAGUAUGGAGAUGUUGGGAUCGCUCAUGAAGGAGGUCCGCGAGCUAAAACAGCAGGUACCAGUGCUUGAUGACCCCGACAAUAACGAGAAAGACAAGUUUGUUACGGAUCUACUCAACUCGAUCACCAACGUGAGUAGCAACUACCUUAAGAAGGUGAGCUCCAGGAACUUGCAGCGAUUCAAGCGGCAGCGGGACAUCAUGAGUACCAGUGAUUUGCCUAGCCUAGGAAACACUCAGAGCUCCAGCCAUUUCAUGCAGGACUUGGUGAACCCUUAUGCAUCCACACAAGACUUCCAGUCAUUUACUGUAUUGAAGGACAAGGCUAAGGAAUUUACCUUGAAUCCCACAGCAAUUAAUAAACGUCGGCGUCUGUCUGCCCAACCGCUGAAUACAUUACAAAUGUCUCAGGAUCAGCUACAGCAGCAGCGAGGUUCUGUGCAAAGUUUAAUAAGCAUACCCACCAGUGGCCAGAAAAAUGCCAACUUUGGACCUCAGCUACAGAACUAUUUGAUCGGCCUGCAAAACAUCCCAAUGUCUGAGGCAGAAAAGGUGUCUUCACCAACUGUUCUAAAACAGUUCCAAAACUCCACCACUGAUCCAGACUUGAAAACCGGUAGACGGAAUCCAGGGCUUGAUUUCCAAAUAGGUUCUGGAGAUGAUGAGAACGAUGAAAAUGACGGCGCGUCAGGAGAAGAUGAAGAUGGUUACCUAGAAGAUGACGAGGGUUAUAGAAGCCAAAGCCAGCGGACAAUGUCAUCAGAAGAUGACGAGCAAUUCACUGGGGGAAACCAAGGGGAGGAUGAGGCUGGCCCAAGAGCAGCUGGAAGGAAUCCAAAGAGUUUACCCUCAUCAAUAGUGCGGCGUUUUGCAAACAGCGGAAGUCAAGUAAGCGUUAGUGGCACACCAGAAACUGAAAGACUAGUACUAAAAAAUAAUGACAAGUACGAUAAAAACACAAUGCCUGCGCCAAAUACAAAACCUCGUGCUGUCCUUGCAUCGAAUCCAGAGGAUACUCUCACGGAUGUACAAUAUACGAUGGUCAAAGCGCCAGAUAGUGUGCGGGCCAUUUGGGACGAGUAUACAAUUGGGGUUGGUGGGAAACCCUCCAUACGACAGCUAGAACAAACGUAUGGGAAUAAAUGGCGAACAAAGAGAAAUAAGAAAACAUUCGCUAGGAGGAAGCGAAUCUACAAAUUCAUAUUGAACGGUGUGCGGAACGGGAAGUCGGAGAGUGAAAUGAUAGACAUUUUAGAAUCUAGGCGAGUGUAUCGGACUGAGGAUAAUGAGCUUAAGAAGAGGACCAUAGGCUGGCUCCAACAGAGCCUUUCUGGUAUAUAG